Molecule: messenger RNA, 3816 nt
Organism: Acanthaster planci (crown-of-thorns starfish)
Lineage: Eukaryota; Metazoa; Echinodermata; Asteroidea; Valvatida; Acanthasteridae
Gene: iqcb1
Product: IQ motif containing B1
Biological process (GO): cilium assembly
Cellular component (GO): cilium
Molecular function (GO): calmodulin binding
Source: RefSeq, a predicted model, not a curated record
AACUCUUCCUUGCUCUAUGAUCUAACGUUAUGCUUUUCGUUAAAUCUCAAGCUUCGCUUCGUAUCGGUGACCGUAGCAAUCAACUUGAUGAUAAAGUUCACGCUUUCACACCUCAGUGCGCAUGUGGUGAUGAUGUAAUCACCUUUUUCACGAUUUGACCUAUGGAGGGCGCUGUUGACCGCGAAUUCCAGAGAGCUCGAGAUCACGAAUUGAUCAUCGUACCAAGUAGAUUUCCCGUUUCUUUUGGUCAGUAUUUCAUUCCCUUACAAAAAUGAGUGGAGCUGACACACUUGAGGACAGGCGAGUAGAGGAUCUUGCUCAUCAGGUUACAGAAACUUCAGAUAAAAACGUUCCAAUUCUGCUGCUUGCAAUCCAAGACAUUUUGGACAGCGUCAUUCCUGGGUCUCAGCGAGCGGCCAAAGUCAAGAAAGACAUCUGGCAGUUUGACCUUCUGCAGAGCGUCCUCCUGGCCUUGAGACAAGAUUUCUCACUCAUCCAGGGCAAAUGGAACACUGCGGCUUCCUUGGCCAAGAUCCUAGCGCAUUGUGCUGUUGGCCUUGAACCCACCGACACCUAUGAGUACAAUGCCAUCUUCCUCCCUGAAGCCUCAGAGCGGCUGCUCAUCUUGGCCCGCAACGUCCAAUUCCGCUACAUGAAGAUCCCGGAGAAGACGUUGACCUUGAAGGACGACCUGAUCAAGGACUUUCAGGAAGUCAUUGAAGCCUUACAGUGGCUUAUCAGCGGUCACGUCUUCCUCACAAUGCACGUUCUCAGAUCAAAUUACCUGCUUCAGAUGCUGAUAACCGACGACAAAGAGACUGCCAUUGUCAUUCUGGGAUUGUUCCAGAAUGCAGUUCGAGUCAACCCAGUGGUAUUGCAGACGCUGGAUGAGAAGGUGGUUCAUAGUCUGUUGGAUGAGGUCAUCUAUAAGCUGUCUGCGUUCACCGAAGCAGAGGUUGGCGCAGCUGCAACAAGGACUCUGGUCAACAUUGCCGAUGUGCACCAGCCACUCAUCAGACUGCUCUACACCAGAUACAAGGGUCUGAGGCCACUUUUGAGCAGAUGGACCGGCAAAGGAUUUGGUCGCGACUUGAAGAAGCUUCUGGCUCUGUUAGAUGCUGGGUCGACCCAGCAGGCAGAGCUGCAGAGAUUACAUCGAGCAGCCCGGACUGUCCAGGCAGUAUGGAGAGGAUUCCAGACGCGCAAGCAACUAAAGAAAGCAAACAAGGCAUUUACCAGACUGCAGAAGAGCUUCAGAGAGAAGCAAGCACAGCGCGACCAACAGGUGGAGAAGGAACGGGAGAGGAGGGAGCUCCAGCAUCAGCUGUUGGUGUCCAGGAGGCAAGCCAUCCGACAGACCAGACAGAAACAACUGGACAUGAUCGCUGCCAUGGCUCCAGGCAAAGUGGACCGGUAUUUGCAGAUGUCUCAGAUUGCAGCCGCCGUGAAGCUACAGGCUCGGUGGCGAGGGAUCCUGGAGCGACGUAAGCUGGGUCUGCGCAAGGCCACAGCCCAGCAGGUCAGAGCGGCCAUCACCAUCCAGAGAGUGGUCCGCCGAUUCUUGAAGAAAUUGGAGGAAAAGAAAAGGGAGCCGUUAUUGUUUCGACCCCCACCUGGCCUGACGGAGGAACGAAGAGUCGAUCUGCAGAGAACUAUUGACCAGCAUCGAGAGGCACAUCCGCCCAAGCAGCUGAGCUACCAGCUGCAGCAGGAGCUUCAUAACGAAGCCCAAGAGAUGCUGGGUCGAUACCUGAGCGUCCGCAUGGCUCAUCGGAAGAGCUACCAAAGGAGGGAAGCACUCCUGGCCUCGCUGGAGACAGACGCUGACCUGCUCAGUGAUGCGCCAAAGCUGUGUGACCUGACAGAUCGUGACAUCCACAAGUUCACCAGUCACUCGGCCCCCAUUGCCACCAAAGCUCUGGCCAAUCACAAGGAGCAGAUGGUGAUGCUGCGUCAGCCGUGGUGGAAGAAACUCAACGCUGAUGAGAGAACGGACGAGGAAGCUGAGCAAGACUACGACUCCAACAUUUUAUGAGAAGAAAAAACAAAAAAAAAGGAGAUACGCAGCAGGAAAGAAACUGAGUGCAAAGCUGUAGUGAAAUUCUCGACACAUUAUUAAAUGUUGGCUAACUGUACCGUUGUUCAUGCAGAUACCUUACGCCUUGCAAACCUUUGCUCAAGACUGUACGUUGCACAAUAUCGGGAUUCUUGAACAGCCUUGUCUUGUCAUUAUUUUCAUUAGUUAGCCUGUGAUCUCGGUAAUUUUUUUAAACCGCUUUGUGCCAGGGUGUGUAAACACGAUCUAGCUAUCUGUAUACUUGGGCACAGAUGAUGGGGCAAAGUAUCUGGCUGACGUGGUCUAAUCCCCCAUUUCUUUUGUACACAUACGCAGAGUCCAAGAAGCCUGUGGGGGCAAAGCAUGUGUUGAACUUGGUUGCUAAUGGCCAAAAUCGCUCUGUGGGUGUGCCCUGGAGUGUUGGGAUAUUGGCCUGCGGGUACACCAUGGAAUUAAUCUCCUUUUUGAAGAGGUGUGGUUCUUAGAAGAACUGGUGAGUGUCAACUCGACAUUUCGGCCAGGAUAUUCUGGCCAUCCUCUGGAGUGUUGAAAAAUAGGAGCGUGCUUUCAGAAAUAUUGUACAAAUAACUGUACCAAUGACUUCAGAAAGUCAGUAUUUGUGCUGUGUGGUUGCAUAUCAGCAGUGGGCUGCAAUAUUUUCAGUCAAAAUAUUUCAGCCACAAUAACAUGGUCUACAAGCAGUUAAAAAAUCUGAAGAUACCGGCUUUCUGUUAGGCGACUAAAAGUCAUUUAUCAAACAAUGCUAAGUGUGGGAAUGGUGGACUGGUAGCUUCCACAUCAGGAAUUGUAUUUGGGUCAAUGACCUGAUGAGGUUAGUUUCAACAAAUUGUAAAUUAACUUGAAGAGUAAAUAGUUCAUUUCAGAUGAAGUGGUAAGAUUAUUCAAACUUUUACGGUAUUUUUGUCAAUUGAUUCCCCAGAAUUUCUUAAUGAUAUUAAAUUUUGUCCAAUAUGCUGCCCUUAAAGAAGCACCUUGGUAAAGCCUCAAGUCUCGUAGGUAUCAUCGGAGGAUUACUGAAAUGCAAAUGAGCACUAUUGCUGAACGUCGUGAACUCAAAAGAACUUUGAAGAGUGUGAGCUUUAAGACAAGCUGGCGGAAAGAAUGCAGAGUCAACCAAGAGGUUUACCUCGAGGUUGAACAGGGUUUUGUGGGAUAUCGUGGGGUAAAACCUCAAGUUACACCUUAUUUAAUAGAGUUACACCAUAUUCAACAUUUUUCACUAAUAACUGGGGUGUAAGGGUGCUGUGGCAUUACAUUCCAACUUUUCGAAUACGGGUGCAGGAAUACACCAAAGCACUGCCUACACCUGUGCAUAUAACUUUAGUAGACAUUAACCCUGUAGUCCACAAUCCUUAAACUGUCAGAGAAUUGAGGAUUACUAGGGUUAAUGAACAUCCUGUAAGAAACACCCCGUGCAAGAUAUGCUCUAGCAGGCUGGCUUUCAGGACAGAUGUGUUUUUUUGUGAAGGGAACUUGAAUGAACCUCAUUCUGCUUGUAGUAUGCAAGAUGUUGUCAUGAAGCAGUUAGAGUGCAAUACAUGUAUAUGUACAUAAGAUUUUUUGAAUGCUACUGAUUGAUGUGAAUGAUUAUAUUUUGACCAAAUUUUCUUGUAUUCUAGACUGAGAGUACUAUGGUAAGAAGCAUUUCAUUUCCGUCCAACUGAUAUGUGAAGCCUUGUGUACAGCUGAGCCAUCAAUUUGCUGGUUAUUGUAAAUUAAAUCUUCAGUUCUGAAAGUGA